Messenger RNA from Acanthosepion pharaonis, 1404 nucleotides. The record is from the annotation of a GenBank genome assembly. NCBI's taxonomy places the organism in Eukaryota, Metazoa, Mollusca, Cephalopoda, Sepiida, Sepiidae.
AUGAAUGACUUGCCCCCGUUGACAGACUUCUUAGUUUCCUGCAUGGGAUCCCAAGAAAUGGCUUUUGCCUUUCUUUCUUACAUUCUUUCUUUCUUACAUUCAUUCAUUCUUUCUUUCUUUCUUUCUUUCUUUUCUUUUCUUUUCUUUUCUCUUGUUUUUACUUUAUUUAUUUUUCCUUCUUUUCUUUUUCUAUUCUUUCUUUCUUUUCGUUUGUUUCUUUUUCUUAAUUUUCUUGUUUGUUACUUUUGUUUUUUCUUUCUUUUUGCUUUGUUUUCUUUCUUGUUUUUCUCCUUUCUUUCUUCCUUCCUUAUUGUUUUCCUGCUUUUUCUUUCUUUCUUUCCUCUUGUUUUCUUCCUGUUCUUUUCUGUUUCGUUUCUUUCUCGCUUUCUUUCAUUCAUUCUUUCUUUCUUUCUUUCUUUCUUUUUUUCUUGUUUUUCCUCCUUUAUUUAUUUAUUAAUUUUUGUUUGUUUGGUUUUGUUUGUUUCUCUUUGUUUUUCAUUUCUUUCUUAUUUUUCUUUCUUUCUUUCUUUCUUUCUUUCUUUUGUUCUUUUUCUUUCUUUCUUUCUUUCUUUUAUGCUACUUCUCGUUCUCUCUUUUCUUUCUGCUUCUUUGCACAUUACCUUCCCCGAAAUCCCAUCUUUACAACUCUUCACACUUUAUACACCUCUUUACACCAUUUUACACUUUUUACACCUCUUUACAUUUCUUGCACCUCUUUACACUUCUCUACACUUUUUGCAAUUCUUUACUCUUUUUACACCUCUUUAUACACCUUUACACCUUUUUACACAUUUUACGCCUCUUUACACUUCUUUACGUCUCUUUAUACUUUUUUACAUUUUACACCCCUUUACACAUCUUUACACCUCUUUACACUUUUUACAACUCUUUACACUUCUCUACACUUUUUACACCACUUUACACAUUUUACACCUUUUUACACCGCUUUACACGUUUUACACCUCUUUACACUUCUCUAUACUUUUUACACCUCUUUACACUUUUUACACCUCUUCACACAUUUUUGCCGCUUUACACUUUUUACACCUCUUCACACUUUAUACGCCUCCUUACACCACUUUACACUUUUUACACCUCUUUAUACCAUUUUACACUUUUUACACCUCUUUACAUUUCUUUCACCACUUUACACUUCUCUACACUUUUUGCAACUCUUUACUCUUUUUAAACCUCUUUACACGUCUUUACUCUUUUCACACCUUUUUACCCAUUUUACGCCUCUUUACACUUCUUUACAUUUUACACCCCUUUACACAUUUUAUGCUUAUCUUUAACUGUGCCCGAACCCUAACCGCUGGCACUGUUGAGGAAUUACCAAAUAUCUCAUGCCCCCCUCGUUUUCCGUCUGUAUUCCCUUCCCCCAGAAAUACGAAGCCUGCAUGA